UAUGUUGACAGUUAUUCUUGCUUCCAGCUGACCCUUAAAAAUGGUGCGCUAUUCACUAGACCCAGAAAACCCCACAAAAUCAUGCAAAUCAAGAGGUUCAAAUCUUCGUGUUCACUUUAAGAACACUCGUGAGACUGCCCAGGCCAUAAAGGGUAUGCAUAUCCGAAAAGCCACCAAGUAUCUGAAGGAUGUCACUUUAAAGAAGCAAUGUGUGCCAUUCCGUCGUUACAAUGGUGGAGUUGGUAGGUGUGCACAGGCCAAACAGUGGGGCUGGACGCAGGGUCAGUGGCCCAAAAAGAGUGCUGAAUUUUUACUACACAUGCUCAAAAAUGCAGAGAGUAAUGCUGAACUUAAGGGCUUAGAUGUAGAUUCUCUGGUCAUUGAGCACAUCCAAGUGAACAAAGCCCCCAAGAUGAGGCGCAGGACUUACAGAGCUCACGGUCGGAUCAACCCCUACAUGAGCUCUCCCUGCCACAUUGAGAUGAUCCUUACUGAAAAAGAACAGAUUGUUCCUAAACCAGAAGAGGAGGUUGCACAGAAGAAAAAGAUAUCCCAGAAGAAACUGAAGAAACAAAAACUUAUGGCCCGGGAAUAAAUGCCGCAGAAAAUAAAUGCAAAUAAAAGUAAAAGUGUUGGUUGUCUUAAUUAGUAAAUGUAUGUGAAGUGUUAACCACAAAAUAGAUCAAAUGAGUUUUAA
Dama dama (fallow deer) is the source of this 697-nucleotide messenger RNA. Its product is annotated as large ribosomal subunit protein uL22-like. Lineage: Eukaryota; Metazoa; Chordata; Mammalia; Artiodactyla; Cervidae. Gene Ontology annotation, biological process: cytoplasmic translation. Gene Ontology annotation, molecular function: structural constituent of ribosome. The transcript has a single exon. Bases 41 to 595 code for a protein of 184 amino acids. The record is from RefSeq and is a predicted model, not a curated record. Gene Ontology annotation, cellular component: cytosolic large ribosomal subunit; ribosome.